AUGGUCGCUCUCACUGACUCCCAUGAGGAAGUGCGAUUAAGAACUUUGUAUAUAUUUCCGCUUCCGAUCCUUUUCCCCUCCUUUCGAGCGGUUAGGGCUCCUGCAAACAUGGUCAACGUUCCCAAAACUCGCCGGACUUUUUGCAAAAAGUGUGGCAAGCACCAGCCCCACAAAGUGACACAGUACAAGAAGGGCAAAGACUCUCUGUAUGCCCAGGGAAAGCGGCGUUAUGACAGGAAGCAGAGUGGCUAUGGUGGGCAGACCAAGCCAAUUUUUCGUAAAAAGGCUAAAACUACAAAGAAGAUUGUGUUAAGACUCGAAUGUGUUGAGCCAAACUGCAGAUCUAAAAGAAUGUUGGCUAUCAAAAGAUGUAAGCACUUUGAACUGGGAGGAGAUAAAAAACGAAAGGGUCAAGUGAUCCAGUUCUAAGCUUCAUCUUACUUUAUCCAGACACAAUAAA
This is a messenger RNA of Elephantulus edwardii (Cape elephant shrew), 460 nucleotides long. RefSeq names its product ribosomal protein L36a (gene RPL36A). Gene Ontology annotation, biological process: translation. Gene Ontology annotation, molecular function: structural constituent of ribosome. The record is from RefSeq and is a predicted model, not a curated record. Lineage: Eukaryota; Metazoa; Chordata; Mammalia; Macroscelidea; Macroscelididae. Gene Ontology annotation, cellular component: ribosome; cytosolic large ribosomal subunit.